Bradysia coprophila is the source of this 908-nucleotide messenger RNA. RefSeq lists its product as uncharacterized. The record is from RefSeq and is a predicted model, not a curated record. NCBI's taxonomy places the organism in Eukaryota, Metazoa, Arthropoda, Insecta, Diptera, Sciaridae.
GCCGCUAUUUUCUAAGCCCAUGCAUGCAUAGCUCUUCAUGCAAUUGGCGACAAAAUCUUUUCAAGUAGACACAGCAUUUUCUGACUUUUUAAUUUGAAAACGCGCAACUGUUACAGUGAUAUCAUAAGUCGUUUUCAUUCGUACCUAUAAUUUCCUAUAUAUUUCCUUACCAAUUUAUUUAUAUGAUAUUAAAGUCGUUACAUCCACACUAUUCAACAAUGUCGAAACCAAAGUCGAGACACAUCGAUUGCAAAAUGCCGACGAGCUACAUACCAAGACGGUUAACUCCAGCUCCUGCACCAAAGAAAGUCAUGUUUUCAGCAGAUGGAAUCAUUCACCAAGUACAGAAAGUGUCGGCCGACGUUUCCGAAUUGCAAAGGAAUAUGGCUGUAGAAUCAGAGGCUAGGAACGAUUUACAACUAUGCGUCGAAAAGUUGAAAGCGGAAAAUGAGGCGACAAAAAAAUAUUUUGCUCAAGGAGUCGCAGAUGUUACAUCGAAAGACAGUGGUGGCGUUAAACGGUCAUUGCAUCUAUUAAUGAAAACUUUACCGUGCAAGUCGUUGGUGGAAUUGGAUUGGUUGCUUGCGUACAUAUUGAUAAGGAGCUCUCAUUGGGUUGAAUAUAUCAAGUUGUUGGGAGGCAGUGAUUUUAAUUCAUCAAUAAAAAUAGUAUUGGAUGCCAUCAUGAUCAGGUCAGUUCAGAAGGAAUUGUCAUGGACUGGUAAACAAAGUAAAAAGCCGAGUCUAAAGUUUAAAUACAAAGAAAUUGUAGACGGUGUUCACAUGGCUAUGAACGAAAUGUUCACUGAUUAUACGAUCGCUAAAGGAGAAGCUAAGAUUUACAGCCUUCUGAAAAAUGCUUCGAAGAAGUGAUUUGAGAUAAUUUGUUUCGAAAUAAAUGCAGUGAUU